CCAAUUUCAUCUACCGUAAGUGAAAAGAUGAACCCCCAAAUAUUAGGUAAGUGAAAAAAACAGCAAGAGUAAAUGAAGAGUAAAAAACGCCAGCUCAUUUAUAUAUCCACCACCAAGCCAAAAAGCUGGUGUAGCAGUUAUUGCACUUGGUUACUACAGACACAGGAGAGCCCAAAAUCUGAAAUUCCACGAAAUCUCAGGUUUAAACCAUAAAUCUAUAAUCUCUUUGCCAAAGAAAUUAAGUCUUGGGAGAAAUACCAUGAGACCGGGAAAGAGCCAUCAAGAGGACGAAGAAGAGGAUGAUGAAGAGAUUGGUACCAAGAAAACCAAAAUAGAUGGGAAGAACAAUGAUAAGGCGAAUGCAACAAGGUCAAAACAUUCAGUUACAGAACAGCGGAGGAGGAGCAAGAUCAACGAGAGAUUUCAGAUAUUGAGAGAAUUGAUACCCCAUUGUGAUCAGAAGAGAGAUACAGCUUCUGUCUUAUUGGAGGUGAUUCAAUACGUACAGUUUUUACAAGAGAAGUUACAGAAGUAUGAAGGGCCGUACCAAUCAUUGAAUUUGGAGCCCACAAAGCUAAUGCCGUGGAGAAAUAGCCAUUGGCAUGUUCACAGUCACGUCGGUCAAGCUCAAGCCAUGAAGAAUGGUUCUGGUUCGACAUUUCCCUGUCGGCUUGAUGAAAAUAAUGUCAGGGGGGUCCCUUCAACCAUGCAAGCGAGUCAUCAGAAUCCUAUUGAAUUAGAACCUAGUGGGAAUGCGUCUGGGAGAGCGGUGGAUCCACAAGCUGAACUUGCAGAUGAGGCAAUGGCCAUUCCCGUGUCACUGCAGGCAAGCAUGCCAGCUUGUAUCCCUAACGACGGUGCCUUCUCCCAGACUUUACCAAAAUCAGCUUCAGUUGUGCAGUCCACUGAAGACCGAACUGCUUCAGGCAUUAUGAAUCAGGAGGAACUGUCAGUUGAAGGGGGCACUAUUAGCAUCUCAAAUGUUUACUCCCAAAGGUUCUUGAAUUCAUUGACUCAAGCACUUGAGAGCACGGGCGUGGAUCUAUCGGAAGCCCGUAUGUCAGUGCAGAUCAAUCUUGGGAAAUGUGCAAAUCGAGGAUCAACCUCAGGAAUAUCAAAUGCCAUGGAUCAUGAAAAUCCUAUGCCUUCUGGGGACAAAUCAGAAGGGCAUUUUCAAGAUGCAAGCAACAGCGAAGAUGCCGAUGUAGCUCGAAAAAGGCAGAAGAUUUGAUAACAACAUGAUCCCUUUAUGUGCAUAUUUGCUAUGUGGGGCCGAAAUAAUGACCAAAAUUUCUCUUUCGUAACAGUGUCAUGUGCUAUCCAAUCCUUCCCCCAAAUGCGAUAUUACCAUUGUAAGUCAUGAUUGUAUCAUUUGCUGGUUUAAUGACUAGUUGAUUGUACACGCAAGAUUUCUCAUCCUGAGUUUCUUACUUUUUAAGGAUGUUUUAUGGAAUCGAUGUUUAAAAAAA
Molecule: messenger RNA, 1469 nt
Organism: Olea europaea var. sylvestris
Lineage: Eukaryota; Viridiplantae; Streptophyta; Magnoliopsida; Lamiales; Oleaceae
Product: transcription factor BIM2-like
Exons: 8
Coding region: 260-1231 (323 amino acids)
Biological process (GO): DNA-templated transcription
Molecular function (GO): DNA-binding transcription factor activity; protein dimerization activity
Source: RefSeq, a predicted model, not a curated record